UCGUGUGUUGGAUUAUUAGCUAAAGAAUUUUCCUUGUCCUUGGAAAGAAUUUUCCUCAAAAGUGUUCAUGUAAUAUUUUCUUUUCUAUUUGUGAGAAAGUAAUGAGUUAUCAAUCUAUUAGUGCAAAGACAAUGGCAACUACUCCAUUCUCGAUAAACGACAUUUUAACCAGGAAUAAUCCUUCGGACCAAUUUCCCAUGGAUUCCUCAUUUGAAAUGAACAGUGAUGGUUCAGUGAAGUGUUUCAAGUUCCCACCUUGUGACCGUUCUCUUCGAGUUGCAUCGGGGCUCAUGAGGAGACAAUCUGAGAGCCCACCUGGAGGAACUAAAACAAGUCGAGGGGCUUUUCAGAAUUCCUCCCAAGGAAAUCAUUCAAUCUACUUCAACAACAACAACAACUGCCCAGGACCAGUUGUACGUCGAGGAUCCCUGGAUUGCUUCCUUGUUGAAAGUGAAAAACGGGAUCAGCUCUCCCCCGAUGGGGAAUGUGAGGAAGUGUACCCAAAUGGAGCAUCCGUGAAAAUUCUUGAGGGUCGUAUGGGUCGCUACAGUAAUCGAAUGGACUCACCACUCGAUAUGAGGCGCUGCACGGUUACAGAUUCAGAUGGAGAUUCCCCACCCCCGCAAUUCAACAUGAGCCUUCAUCACAUGGAGGACAAUUUGACGACGAAUCGCAAAAAGAGAUCUCGUGCUGCCUUCAGCCAUGCUCAGGUGUUUGAGCUUGAGAGGAGAUUUGCCCAGCAGCGAUACCUUUCGGGUCCUGAAAGGUCCGAAUUGGCAAAGAAUUUGCGUCUCACCGAGACUCAGGUGAAGAUAUGGUUCCAAAAUCGGCGCUACAAGACAAAGAGAAAACAAAUUCAGCAGCAUGAAGCUGCCGUUCUCAAUGCUACAAAGAGAGUUCCAGUCCAGGUUCUUGUACGCGAGGAUGGUUCCUAUGGGCAUAUGUUGGUUGGGAAUGGUCAGCUGGCAGGAACACAGCCUCACUUUGCAGCAGGACUUGAUCCAGCUUUAGUCAACAUGUAUAGGCAUCAGAUUCAAAUGGCUUAUGGGAUGCCAAUUCCUCCGGUACCAUUUCCAUACUUUUACCCGUCAAAAUUGGCAAAUCCUGGAUCAACGCUUGAGCAACAUAAAUUGUCAAUGAGACUAUUUGACAAGCAUCAUGACCACAUUUUGAAUUACUCAAAGAGAGACGAUGGACGACACUCUGCGUCAGCAGCAGUAGCUCUUUCCCAAAGUCAGGAGGAGGUGGAUCCAAGGAAUGAGAAGCAAUCACAAAAGAUCUCAUCAAAUAACGAAGAUGUGGAUGCGGACAAAAUAAAGCGAAAUCAACCAAAUGAUGGCACAGAGGAGAGUGAAAAUGUGGAAAUUGACUAGGAGACAUCCCCUCACCCCGCAGCAAACCAGUGAAGGAUGUGAAUCUCAUUUGUUUUUAGAAGUGUGUGCAAAUCAAUGAUGUUGUUGAGAAUAAAAUUGA
This is a messenger RNA of Lutzomyia longipalpis, 1473 nucleotides long. RefSeq names its product homeobox protein bagpipe (gene bap). The transcript is spliced from 3 exons. Gene Ontology annotation, cellular component: nucleus. Gene Ontology annotation, molecular function: RNA polymerase II cis-regulatory region sequence-specific DNA binding; DNA-binding transcription factor activity, RNA polymerase II-specific. Lineage: Eukaryota; Metazoa; Arthropoda; Insecta; Diptera; Psychodidae. The record is from RefSeq and is a predicted model, not a curated record. Gene Ontology annotation, biological process: cell differentiation; regulation of transcription by RNA polymerase II. The coding region runs from base 102 to 1373 and encodes 423 amino acids.